Diospyros lotus (date-plum) is the source of this 633-nucleotide messenger RNA. RefSeq lists its product as uncharacterized. Bases 1 to 633 code for a protein of 210 amino acids. The record is from RefSeq and is a predicted model, not a curated record. Lineage: Eukaryota; Viridiplantae; Streptophyta; Magnoliopsida; Ericales; Ebenaceae. The transcript is spliced from 2 exons.
AUGGGGAGGCCUGUCAUGAACGACUUAAAUUUGGUUGUCUCAACCAGAGCUCUGGCGAUCAAGUUCCUAACUCCUAAUGGGAUCGGGUAUAUAAGGGGCGAGCAAUAUUCGGUAAGGCGCUGCUAUGAAGAAGGGUUGAAAAUGGGGCUCACAGGAAAGAAAGUCAAUAUUGUCUCUAGAUGGGAGGGACAAAUCAUCAGUAAAAAGGGAAUCAAUCACGACUUGGAUUCGCGCGAGGUGGAUUGUGACCGAGCUGCCAGCCCUAUAGGCGAGCUGGAAGACAUUAUGGUUAGCGACAUCGAUGCUGAAAGGUGUCUGAAGCUGGGAAAAAGCCUCACCCUCGAGGUAAUACCCUUUGGGCUGAAGAAUGCGAGGGUCAUCUACCAGCGUCUAGUUAAUAUGAUGUUCAACGACUUCAUUGGGAAAACCAUGGAAGUAUAUGUAGAUGACAUGCUGGUAAAAUCCAAGCAAGUUAUUGACCAUAUCCGCGACCUGGAGGAGGCGUUCCAGAUUCUAAGAAAGUACCAGAUGAGGCUGAAUCCACUCAAGUGCUCAUUCGGUGUAGCUUCUGGGAAAUUCUUGGGCUUCAUAGUUAAUGAAAGGGGCAUUGAGGCUAACCCCAAGAAGAUCUGA